AUGUUGUCCGAACAGGAGAAAACGAAGAUCCGAAGUUUCGUGAGUGAUCAGCUCCGAGGUCAGGAGGACUUAAGGUAAACCAGGUUCGGUUUUUCCUCCUGAACUCUGACCCUGUUCGGGGUUUUUACAGGUUUUAACAGGUUCUGGUUCCGAAAGUGUGUCAGUGGUUCUAGGAACUGUUGUUAACUUCGGUCCAAGUCUGACUUUAGAGAGACAGAUCAGCGUUUUACCAGUUUAAUGAUAAUGUUAUUAAAAACAAAAACAGGUUUUUUCAGUGACUGUGAGGAAACGACGUGGAGGUGAGUGACUGACAGACAGGGGCGCGUCCAGACUCUUAGACUGGGGGGGCCCAACUGUUUUUGGCAUUAAGUAUGUGUGCACAAAACAAACAAGAAUAAAUAUUAAUUCAUUUAACAUUUCUGUCUCCACUAAACACGUCCAUUUGAGAUGCUCAAGAUUGAAGUUUCAUGUAGAAAUAAUAAUCCUGUGUGUGUUUAUUAAAUCAACAAAGUAACAGCUGAGAAACAAACACAAACACCCCGAAAACCCUGAACUCUUUAAGGACUUAAAGGUAGAUUUUUAUCCAAAGUCAUGAUUUAAAAAACUGAGAAACUGUCAGCGGACGUCUGAACACCAUCCUACAGUAUUUCUCCACAGGCAGCAGUAGAGGAGGCAUACUGUGUUACUAUUUUGUGUUUUAUAUAAUGUACAGACUUUUGUAUAAUCUCUUUAUUUUUAUUUUAUCUCUUUAUUUUAACUUAUUUUUUUUUACUUUUUCUUUAUCUAUUUAUCUUUACUUUUACUUAUUUAUUCUAUUUAUCUCUUUAUUUUUACUUAUUCUAUCUUAUUUAUUCGUAUUUUUACUUAUUCUAUCUAUUUAUUUUUAUUUUAACUUAUUUUUUUACUUUUUCUUUAUCUAUUUAUCUUUACUUUUACUAAUUUAUUCUAUUUAUCUCUUUAUUUUUACUUAUUCUAUCUUAUUUAUUUGUAUUUUUACUUAUUAUUUUUACUUAUUCUAUCUAUUUAUUUUUAUUUUAAUUAUUUUUUUUACUUAUUUUAUCUGUUAUUUAUCUCCUCUUUCUACUUUAUUUGCACUUGAGUCACUGUAAAGAAAAUCAGUUUCCCCCUGUGGAUCAUAAAAGUAUCUCUGACUCUGAUUCAAGAACGUGGUUUUAACUUCUGUCCGUCUUCCUUCAGCUCACUGACUCUGGGGAUCCUGAAGAAACGAUAUCUGCUGAACACGAACCGAGACUCUUUGUCUUCAGAGGUCAAAAGUUUCAUGAAACACGUGGUGGGGGAGGAGCUGAUGAAAAUGGAGGUUUGUGAAUUCUCUCUUCACACAUGAGAGAUUUCUCUGCGGAUUUCUGGACAGAUUCGUUAGUUUUAACCGUCAUUAACAUGAGUUUCUUUUUUUCAUGUAAGGAGAGCGACGAUAAAAGUGAAGAGGAGGAGAGAGAGAGGCCUCGAAACAAGAGGAAAAGAGAAGAAGAAGAAGAAGAAGAGGGCAGCGGCGAGGAGAUGAGCGGGAGAAAAGCUGAAACUGGAUCCAGAGCGAAAAAACUCCACAGAGAGCCAGACUCGUCCUCGGGUGAAUAAAAGUCUUUUAUUCUGAUUUUAGAUGAGAGUAAAUGAACUCCUCUGUGAGAUCUGAAGCUUCAGCUGUAAAUACGGGUUUAUUAGGCUGAUUAUCCUGCUCUGUGAAACUUUAGUUCAGGAUUUAGAAACUCUCACAGGAGGCUAAAAUCUCAGCAGCUGAGUGAUCCAACAAACCGGAGACAAAAGGAGUCGAGGAAACUUCAUUUUAUACAUUUAUACUUUAGUUCUCAGUCAAAGUUUUCUGCAGGUUAUUGAUGAAGUUUAUCUUCAUGAGCGACAAACCAAAGAAAACCUCGUCUGAGUCUGAGUCCACCUGUUAUUCAGAGUAAACCAUGUUCGCUCGGUCAGUGAAGGGAGCUGUAACAUCGGGUCAGAACCGGUGUCAGCUUCACCGAAUCUGUGUGUGGCGUCUGUUCUCCUUCAACAAAAAGGGCGCCGAGGUUCUCUUGGAUCUGAGGCUGUGAAAAAAGAGAAACGAUGAAAUGAGGUUCAAACACGACGAGUGGAAAACGAUUAAAACGGUGAACAGAAAAUUAUCAGAGCUUACAAAAACCAACCGUCUGAUUAUACAUGAUACAUCCCAAAACCACACCCCUCAGUGACCACACCCCUCAGUGACCAUCCUAUAGGAAUCACAUCCUAAACAAAUGUACUUUGGCUCCGACACUCUGAUCUCCUAAAGGAAGUUUCUCCUGUCCUUCAUGACCGAAUCAGGUGAUAAAAAGAACCGCAGAGCCGAGAGGGAAGAGAAGGAGGAUCCUGGAUCUGAUCCUGAGGAAGAGGAGGAGGAGGAGGAGGUGAAGAAAUCAGAGGAGAAGGUCAACGGGAGCGGCGAACCUCCGAGCGACUCUUCAGAAGAAGAAAUGAACGAGUCAGAGAGAAAAAAAGAGAGUGAGAGUGAAGAGAGUGACCGCUCUGAAGAAACGGAGGGAAAGAAAGAAAACACGUCCGAGAAAAGAAAGACAGGAAGACGAGAGGAAGAGGAGGAGGAGGAGGAGGAGUCAGACAGCGAGUCUGAGGAGAGUAAGGAUGAUAGAAAAACAAAGAUUAACGACAAAGACGAUCAACGUUCGAGUUCAUCUGAGUUUGUCUGUUUCUCAGAGCGUCCAGCUCCUGAGGAGAAGAAGAACCAGAACUCCGAGUCUUCAUCACUGUCCUCAUCAUCAUCAUCAGGAGGAGGAGGAGAAAGGAAACAAGGAAGACGACAAGAAGAGGAAGGAAAGGAAGAAAGAGAAGGACACCAGAGGUCAGAGGGUAAGUUCAUUAACGAGGAUUUUUCUGCUCAUUUUUAAUUCGAUUGGUCACGUGACUAAAAUACAGGAAAAAUAAAGAAGUAGAAAUAUGAGCAGAAGAUAAACUUCUCCUCUCAGAGCCGUGGAGCUUCAGGAGGAAUUAAAACAACUUUAUUUUUAUUUUAUCAAGAAGCUGAAAAAGUUUGUUUUAAAGAAGUUCACGAGGAUCAUUUUCAUUUUCAUCCCCGACUAUAUUUUAGUUUUGAGACUCAAAAGUGAGAAACGAGGAGCUGCGAUCAGGAUGAAUUUUAACCUUUGACCUUUUUUGUCCUCCUGAAGGAUCAGCAGAAAACGCUGACUCGGCUCAAACGUUACAUCGCUCUGUGCGGCGUGCGGCUGAACUACAAGAAGCUGCUGGACGGCGUCGUCUCUGUUCGCUCACAGGUGGCUGUUCUGAAAAAGGAGCUGGAGAAACUCGGCGUUCACGGUCCGAUUUUUCUCUUUAAACUUUAGUUGGAUGAGUUUUUUUACGCUCUCUCUCUGUUUUCAGUCUUUUCAGCAAAUUUAAAAAGUUAGUUUCUCUUAUUUCACAGUCGACUCGGUCGUAUUAAACUCUGUCGACUGUGUGGUUAAUUAAAAUGAAACCUUCUUUGAUUCCCUGCAGGCAGACCGACUGUCGCCAAAUGUAAAAAAGUUCGACUUGUGAGAGAAGAAGCUCAGGAGCUCGCCGAGCUCGACACGAAAAACAUCAUCACCACCGAAGGUAAAACGCUCUUUUUUCAUCGUCACUGUUUUCUGACACUUUUCUUUGUCGGUGGAGAAACUCUCAUUGAGUAACUUUAGAUAUUAUAUUUAAAAAAAACAGGUUAAAUAUUAAAGUGUCUGAACUUGUCCUGAGACGAAACACUCUUCUACUGUAAAUCAGAAACAAACUAACAGCAGCUGCUCUUAAGAUUUCAGGACAAAAUCAAUUAUCUGAUCAAAUAUUAGAUUCCUGUUUGUUGUACAUUCAUGUAAUCAAUAAUGACACGUCUUCAGUGAUUGAUCAGGCCUGAUGUACUGAUUUGAAAUCAUUUGAAUCUUUUCUUUCAGUUUCCUGUGAUCUCGGUUCAGUUUUUCAAACAGACGUCUUUCUUCUCUCCUUGUUAUUCUAAUAAAAAACUGAUCCGUCUCUCUGAGCAGGUUUCAGGGACCGUCUCUGUCACUCAGUAAAACCGAUUUAUCGUCUUACUCCGAUUGAGACCGGACAACUGAAGUGCAUGUGAACACCUUAAGCUCCUUUCACACCAGGACCAUUUUUGUUGUGCAAUUAUUUCAGACGUCAGUAUUUUUUUUCGAACCCGUAUCCUGUCAAUACAAGAGUGUAACGACCUUCAGUCCGACUAUAAUCAGAGUUUAAGAACUCCGAUUAAGACACCCAGAUAAUGUGAUUGGAAUUCGAUUUUCUCUUCCAUGUAACCAGCGUAGUCGGAGUAUGAUUGGACAAUGCAUGUGUGAGUGCUCCACGCCCCCAGAGUAGAGGAGUAGCGUUGGUCUCAUCUUUAGAAAAAGUAGCGCGUCCAUCAUGUCGGACAAAAACAACGCUGUACGAUGCUCCAUCUUCUUGUUUCUCCAAAAUGCCCAGCAGCAGUUGUAGACACUUCUGACGUCUGACACCGACCUGCUGUUGUUGGUGACGGUUGGAUGGGGUCGGAAACAGCGCCGCUGAAAAGACCCAUAUCGCCCCUUAGUGUUGGGGAGGAGGACACGUUCACGUCAAUAAUUCAGUUUUCUCAGCUGGAUGUAAACGAGGACGAGGAGAGAAGUCUGAUUCAGAGGAAAAGACGAAUUGCGAGUUUAUUCCGAUUAAACGGAGAAUUUAAACGUCCUGACUUUUAGAGCCUUUUACACCUCACAAGACCCCGCCUUAAACUGUCAGUAUGAGCAUUGUGAUUGGCCGGCUCUCUGUAUCAUAGAGGCGUUCUUGUCUAACUUGAGCCUAAUAUGAGGUUUGACCAUAUAAGGAGUUCCUCAACGUUGUCAUGUCGUAAAAAUGUCUAUAGUAGGAAAAACAGAGAUAAGUUUGGAACGGCGUGUUACCCUUUGAGCUCCAGACAGUAAAACAUGUUUACGCUCAGAAACAGACGCCAUAAAAAGAUUUCCAGUCCAGGUUUUUGGACUUUAAAAAAGUCUGAAGGCGUCUGUCCGUCUCCAACAUAACCACCUGUGGGCGUGGCUUUCUGUCUCAGGUCGACCCAAACGCAGAGGUGCGUGGCAGAAAGCAGAGAGCCCGCCGGCCUCUCCGCACGUGCGCGCUCUAAACUCCAGCUCUGAUAGCGAUGAGGAGAAGAGUAAACGAGGGGAGGGCCGGCGAGCGAGGGACUGGGCCAACCUGAAGGGGAUCAUCAGUGACGACGCCGACGACAGUGACUGACAGGGAGGAGGAGGAGGAGGAGGAGGAGGAGGAAGAGGAGGAGGGGGUUUGUCCUGUUGUGGAGUCACUUUUAUAACACAAAUGUUGAUAUUAUUGUUCAGUUGUUUGUACAUUUAUUGUAUCGCAGACAUUUCCUCUGAUGUCAGAAAAAGUUAUUUUUAUAAGUUUGUAUUUUUGUGUAUUUUUAUGUUUAAUAAAAGUUGUUUUUAAGCUGCA
Molecule: messenger RNA, 5457 nt
Organism: Xyrichtys novacula (pearly razorfish)
Lineage: Eukaryota; Metazoa; Chordata; Actinopteri; Labriformes; Labridae
Source: the annotation of a GenBank genome assembly